CGUUCCAUUUCCGUUCCGUUUCCGCUCGGCAAACAUUUAAAUGGCUACCAGCUGCUACUUAUGAUGGAGACAUUCCUCGUCCUGGGCCUGUGUUUCAUCCUGUACGAGGCAUUGGAUUUCUUUCAGGGCUGCAUCCACAGUAAUACCCCAUCGCCGAGCGACCAAAUCGAGGCCUAUCGCCGCGAACUCGACGAACAGCGCCAGCAGCAGCAGCAGGAGCAGUUCCUCGCCGGAUUGACGCCUCUGCUGGGCGCUCAAUUUGCAGCCGCCGCCGCCGCAGCCGCGGCCGCUGCCGCCGGUUCGCAGUCGACGCUGGGCAGCACGACCACGCCCACCGCCUCCACGGCCAGUGUUAUAAGUGAUUCGUACGAUCAGGAAUCGCAAUCCCAAUCGCAAUCCCAGUCGCAAUCCAAUCAGAAUCAACAUCAUUCUUUGAGCACUCCCGGUCUGUUUCGUCCCGCCGCCUUGGGAUAUUACGAUCCCGAGGAUCCGCUGCAUGCCACCAACUCGCUGCCCCGCGACUACUACUAUCUGCAGCAGCAGCAGCUGAAGAAUAAAGUGAGCUCGAGAUCGCUACUCUCGAAAUUCUCAUCGACCAACUCGGAUAAUCGCAUUCAUCCGGAGGCGGGAGCCGGUUCGGGACAUCAUCACAGUGUCCUGGGACAGGCGGCUGUGAUAACCAGUCAACCUUUGCCCGGUGGCGAGAUACCCUCGAGUCUCUUCGAUCAGCCGGGACAAGCGGCUGUGGUGGUGCCGCCAUUGCAGCUGCAAUCGCCGCUAUUUGUGGAGCUAAAGAGGGCUAUUAUAAGCCAGAAUCAGAAUAAAAAUCACCAGAGAUCCGAGCAGAAAGCGGAGCCCGAGGACUCACAGUGUCCGCAGUGCGAGGAGGAGCAGCAGAUACAAUAUCUGGCCGAGAAUCUAGACGAUCUUGUAGAGUCCGAGGAGCAGCAGUAUUCGCCAGGUGAAGAGGACGAGGAGGAGGAGGACGACGACGAGGAGGAGGAUCAGGACGAUCGGGAGGAGCAGCACUCGUACGUGGGAGGAGCCACCAGUGAGCCGGAUAUUUGUGCGGCCACGCGACAACAGCUGUUGACCAGGAUCCAUCACAUCGCCAUCGACGACAUCGCCACCGGACAGGAGCAUCUGCAUCAUCACCUCAGCGUUGCGGGAGAAACGACACUAAGCGCCAAUUCGCACGCCGACUUCAGGGAAAUCGAGUGCGAGCGACUGCGACGCAAGUGCGUUAGCGUUAAGCGCAUCUAUAGCAUAUCGGAAAAGUUCUAAUUCAGAUCAGAUCACCACUCAGAAUCAAUUCGAUAACUCAGAUAUCAUACCUGUACAGCCCUACUCACCAUAUUGCACUUCAAUCGAUCUCAAAAUAUAUCGAAAAUAUCGAAAAGAAAAGCCAAUCGAAAUCAAAAAUCGCCUAAAUCAAAAAGAAAAAAAAAA
Messenger RNA from Drosophila takahashii, 1449 nucleotides. Its product is annotated as mediator of RNA polymerase II transcription subunit 25. Lineage: Eukaryota; Metazoa; Arthropoda; Insecta; Diptera; Drosophilidae. The record is from RefSeq and is a predicted model, not a curated record.